This is a messenger RNA of Magnolia sinica, 2332 nucleotides long. Its product is annotated as oligopeptide transporter 5-like. The record is from RefSeq and is a predicted model, not a curated record. The coding region runs from base 1 to 2211 and encodes 736 amino acids. Gene Ontology annotation, biological process: transmembrane transport. The transcript has 7 exons. Gene Ontology annotation, molecular function: oligopeptide transmembrane transporter activity. NCBI's taxonomy places the organism in Eukaryota, Viridiplantae, Streptophyta, Magnoliopsida, Magnoliales, Magnoliaceae.
AUGGCCCGGCGGACGUCUUGGCCAAAGAAGGUAGCAGAUAAAAUCAAGGACUCUCCCAUCGAGCAAGUGAGGCUGACCGUUCCCAUCACUGACGAUCCAACGUUACCAGUCUUAACAUUUCGGACGUGGGUUUUGGGCCUCACAGCAUGCAGUCUUCUCUCGUUCAUGAACCAGUACUUCCAUUACCGUCAAAACAGGAUCUUUGUAUCAGAUCUUGUGGCCCAGAUACUUCUUUUACCAGUCGGGAAGAUAAUGGCAAGGACAUUGCCAACAAAGCCCAUAAGAGUUCCAGGAACAAAAUGGACAUUUUCUUUGAACCCGGGACCAUUCAACAUAAAGGAGCACGCCUUGACGACCAUCUUAGCAUCUAUGGGUUCUGGUUCGCCAUUUGCAAUUGAGAUUAUUUCGCAGUCGAAGGUUUUCUACCAUAAGAAGAUAGAUCCAUUGCCAGCUUUUCUGUUAAUCCAUACCACUGAAAUGUUAGGUUAUGGGUUUGCUGGAAUGCUUAUGAAGCUACUUGUUGAAUCUCCUUACAUGUGGUGGCCUGAUGUACUUGUCACCGUUUCUUUCUUUAGGGCAUUGAACGUGGUUGAAGAAAGGCCCAAGGGACAAUUAACAAGACUUCAGUUCUUUUUUCUAGUCCUAGUCUCAAGCUUUUCCUAUUAUGUUAUCCCUAACUAUUUAUUUCCUUCAAUAACCGCCCUCUCAUUUAUUUGCUGGUUUUGGAAGGAUUCGGUUAUAGCCCAACAACUCGGUUCAGGUUGGAGUGGUCUUGGUAUUGGCUCCUUUGGCCUAGAUUGGUCCACGAUAGCGGGUUAUUUAGGCAGUCCUUUAGCUUAUCCUCUGUUUACGAUCAUAAACAGAACGGUUGGAUUUAUCAUAAUCUUGUACAUAAUAACACCUAUUGCUUAUUGGACUAACCUGUACAAUGCCAAGAGAUUCCCAAUUUUCUCCUCGGAUUUGUUCGAUGACAAUGGACAACUAUACAACAUCUCGCGAAUUUUGGAUGAGAAGGAAUUCAAAUUUGAUCAGAAGGCCUACAACGACUACUCGAAAAUCAAUUUUAGCACCUUCUACGCGCUUAAUUAUGGAUUUGGCUUUGCCUGCAUAACGGCAACUCUCUCUCAUGCAGCUCUCUUCUAUGGGGGUUCGGUAUGGAGGCAGCUAAAGGUGGCCCAUGGAGACCAAAAGCAAACCGGUGAUAUUCACAAUCAGUUGAUGAAGAAAUAUGAUCCUAUCCCUCAAUGGUGGUUUUACAUAAUUCUUCUUAGCUCGCUCGGUCUAGCAUUUUUCACAUGUGAAGAAUUUGGAGGGCAACUUCAACUACCCUUUUGGGGGGUUCUACUCGCAGUCGGUGUGGUUAUGAUUUUCUUACUACCGAUUGGUGUAAUUAUUGCUACUAGUAACCAGUACCUUGGGUUAGGUCUAAUUACGGAGUUGCUAAUCGGCUAUUUGUACCCGGGCAAACCAAUUGCUAACGUGGCUUUCAAAUCCUAUGGUGCCGUGAGUUUGAAUCGGGCCGUGUCCUUCCUACGUUUUCUUAAACAAGGACACUACAUGAAGAUUCCUCCAAGAUCAAUGUUCGCCGUUCAGAUAGUGGGCUUGUUGAUCUCAUCCACCAUUAACUUCGGCACGGCGUGGUGGAUACUCUCGACGGUAAAGAACAUUUGCGAACCAGACAAGCUGCCUCCAGGAAGCCCAUGGACAUGCCCAUCUGAACGUGUUUUCUUUACUAUUACAGCCACUUGGGGCAUUGUGGGCCCAUCCCAUAUGUUCGCCCCAUUCGGCCUAUACAAGUACCUCUACCUUUUCUUCCUCCUUGGCGCACUAGCACCCGUGCCUGUGUGGCUUCUUUCGCGUGCAUUCCCGAAUAAGAAGUGGAUCAGACUCAUCCAUUUCCCGAUCUUACUGGGGUCCACCUUAAACAUGCCCCCAGUAAGGGCCGUCCAUCAUUGGUCAUGGUUUGUGGUAGGCUUCCUUUUUAACUAUUUUAUAUAUAGGAAAUACAAUAGGUGGUGGAGCAGGUACAACUAUGUUUUAUCAGCUGGGCUGGAUAUUGGGAUUGCUUUUAUGGCUCUUUUGACAAGCUUUGCUCUGCAUAACAUCUAUGGAGUGAAAUGGUGGGGUUUGGAAUUGGGAGACCAUUGCCCGCUGGCCCACUGCCCAACAGCCCCAGGUGUAGACGUUGUUGGGUGCCCGGUUUUUCAUUGAUUAAUGAUAAAAUAGGAAUGUUUGUUGAUUGAUAAAGUGGUCAUCUUAGGAUCUCUUGUAUUUAAUCUUUACUGUAAUCUAUGGCCAUCUUAGGAUCUCUUGUAUUCAAUCUUCACUACAA